CCAAACCCUUUCUCCUCUUGAAGCUCAAUGGCUAGCGUUACAGAUACAGAUAGCAGUCAGCUUAUAUUAAUAAGACGAAGCAACUUUCCCGAAGACUUCGUAUUUGGAGCAGCAUCUUCAGCUUACCAGUAUGAAGGUGCUGUUUAUGAUUAUGCCCAAGGAGGUAUUGCUAUUGUUCAUGGCAAAGGGCCAAGUAUUUGGGAUACCUUCACUAAAAACCAUCCAGAGAGGGUUGUUGAUCACAGCAAUGGAGACAUAGCUGUUGAUGAGUAUCAUCGCUAUAAGGAAGACGUUGCCCUCAUGAAGGACAUAGGUUUUGAUGUUUAUAGAUUCUCAAUUGCUUGGUCAAGAAUUUUUCCAACAGGAAAGCUUUGUGGGGGUGUGAACCAACGGGGAGUUCGGUACUACCAUAAUCUCAUCGAUGAACUGCUUGCAAAUGGCAUCAAACCUUAUGUCACACUAUUUCAUUGGGAUGUUCCUCAAGAUUUAGAAACGGAGUACGGUGGAUUCUUGAAUCGUCAAAUUGGAGAUGAUUUUCAAGGCUUCGCAGAGUUUUGUUUCAAGGAGUAAAAAUGAAACAUUGGAUAACCUUAAAUGAACCAGUCAUGUUCGCAUCCAAAGGCUAUGCAACUGGAGAACUCGCACCCG
Cucurbita maxima (winter squash) is the source of this 648-nucleotide messenger RNA. Its product is annotated as cyanogenic beta-glucosidase-like. Gene Ontology annotation, molecular function: beta-glucosidase activity. The coding region runs from base 28 to 570 and encodes 180 amino acids. Lineage: Eukaryota; Viridiplantae; Streptophyta; Magnoliopsida; Cucurbitales; Cucurbitaceae. The transcript has 7 exons. The record is from RefSeq and is a predicted model, not a curated record. Gene Ontology annotation, biological process: carbohydrate metabolic process.